Molecule: messenger RNA, 1685 nt
Organism: Cryptococcus amylolentus CBS 6039
Lineage: Eukaryota; Fungi; Basidiomycota; Tremellomycetes; Tremellales; Cryptococcaceae
Exons: 2
Coding region: 1-1413 (470 amino acids)
Biological process (GO): positive regulation of transcription from RNA polymerase II promoter by galactose
Cellular component (GO): nucleus
Molecular function (GO): DNA-binding transcription factor activity, RNA polymerase II-specific; RNA polymerase II cis-regulatory region sequence-specific DNA binding; zinc ion binding
Source: RefSeq, a predicted model, not a curated record
AUGUCGUCGCAGAUCUCCGUGAUGGCCGUGGUCGGCAGAAGAACUGGCUGCCACUUUGCCAUCUGCGACUUGCACCGAGCAGCAAACAUCUCAUCCCUCGACAUCCCAGCCACCACCAUCCCACUAAACAUGUCCGCCAGACCCUUCGAGGGCUUCCUUCCCCCCCAGUACCUUCCCCACACUUCCCCCAACCCCCACUCCUUCCCCCAACUGCAGACCCAGAGCCCACUCCCCGACCAGUCCGCUCCAGUUUUCCGCUCUCAGGCAACUGCGCCAGCUGCUCUCAAUAGUAGCGAAAGCUUCAACGUCAUGUCUGACCAUGCUCCCUUCCCCCUCUACUGCCCUACCCCCAACCUGACGCCUGUCUAUCCGUCUUCUAGGUCCACAAGCUGUUACUCGGAUGGUAGUAUCUGCUUUACUCCGCAGGACGUGCCCAACUUCUUCCCAGAGUAUAGCAACUUUGGUCCAAAACGUCGCCACACUUACCUCGAAGACGACUCGCGCUCUGCCGACACGUUUGUCAAGCCCAACACCACUUCUGCUUUCUAUGGCGGCGAGGGUUCGUACAUGGUGCCCGACACGCGAAUAUUUUCAGAGCCCCUUGAAAUGUCUCGUCAUCGACACAAUAUCGUGCCCGACAGUGGGGACAGAUCUACAUCCUUUGAGGAAGCCAAGACGGUUCCCAUGGGUGGCAUGCUGCGCUUGGCUGAAGAAGACGAAUUCGAGGCCAGUCCGAAGCGCCCCAAGCUGGCGACGUCCCCUUCGUCCCCGGACGUGCCUUUGAUAGCCAGGCGGACGAGAAGUGUCCAGGCGUGCGAUCAUUGCAGACGUCGCAAAGCGAGGUGCGUUGGCCGCGACCCAUGCGAACGCUGUGCGAAAAGCAGACGCCCCUGCGUCUUCUCCCCCGUCCACCUCACUCGCCCCUCCUCUCGUCCGAGCGCCACUCGCAGACCAUCUGGUCUCUCCACCUCCGCUCCCAUAUCCACCUCCCCCAUCCGCCGGCACAGUCUCGAGUCUCCCACCACCUCUCUCUCAGCUGGCCCAUCAUCGCGGCCACCGGGCGGCGAAUCACCCUGGCUGCCCAUAUCCCCACAAGUCCCCAAUAGCACGGGCCUAGAACUGCAAUUACAUCCCGCCAUGACCUCUGCAUCCCCUUCAUCGUCCUACCCUUUGACACCAAAUUACUCUUACUACCCCGGUGGUCCUCCCGGUACAGAGUUUCCUCAAGGUCUAGCCAGAUCCGGCUUGGGCUUGGGCAUGUCUCUGGGUGGGCCGAGGGGUUAUGGGAGCUAUGAUGGCGGGGUGAGGGAUGAUGCCAGCUGGACGGGCUCGGGAACGACAGAUAGCAGUAGCGCCAGACCACACAGUAGUGGAGACAUGGGAGGCGCCGGGCAGGCUUUGUGGAGUUAUUGAAUUCUGCCUGUUUAGGUCAAUGUUUGUGUCUCUCAUUCGUGAAUCACAGUAAUGGUGUCAACACGGUAGUUGGAUUCCAUAUUACAUCCUAGUCUCUUUCUCUUUCGAUAAUUUCCGGUGGAUAUUCUCUAACAGGCCAUGGUUUUUGUAUCGUUGUAGAAAUAAUUCUCUUUAUUGCCCCUAGUGGUGGAUACAUGUAGUCGUAGACUUAUCGUAGGAAGCGCUCCAUCGGGUAGUACCCGCAGUAAUGUAUCAUGUGUGGUGAUUGCGAA